AUGCCGGCGGCGGUGGUGGCGCAGAUUGCGGCUGCGGUGGGCGACGAUCGAAGCGUGCUGGCACUGGCGGGGACGUGCCGGCGACUGCGGGCGCUGCUGCGGCCGGUGCGGCGACGAAUUUUGCGGCGCGGGCUGCCAGAGUGGGAGGAUGCGGUGCCGUGGGUGAGCUGGCGGUGGGCGUGGCGGAUGGCGCCUGAUGCGCCAGUGGCGCUGACUGCGGCGGCGGCGGUGCCAACAACGAUCGGGCUGACCAUCUACACCGAGAUCGGGCACUCGGCAUCAUCGGGCGCACUGAUGAUGGUGCUCGUCUGGCCGUGGGCGUUGCUGUUUGUGCUCGGCGCGCUGCUGUUUGACUUACUCACGCGGAGUGGGCGGGUGGGGAACAUGGCGGCGGGGAUGGCGGCGGCGGGCCUCAGUCUCCCGCCGACGCUCGCCUCGGUCCUGCUGUUUUUCAAAGAGAGUCUUGCGCUGCGAUGGAUCCUGCUGCCGCUGAUGGUGCAGGGCUGCGCGGUGCUGGUGUUUGCGCUGCGCUAUUUGUACGUUGUGGCCAACGUGGCCUCGCCGUUUACUCGGCGCGAUCUGGUGGCGGUAGCAGACUCUGCGGCGCACGGCGCGAUGGCUACAGUGACGAGCUUGGUUUUGCUCGCGCUCAAGGGCGACGGGACGGUCCCGAGCCUCCCAUGGUGGCUUGUUUUCGCGCCGGCAUAUGUUGUGGCGGCGGUAGUGGUGGCGCACGAGGCUUGGCACGCGCUCGAAUCGCCGCGGACUGGCGCGGAGACGCGUGUGUGGCGGGCGGGGGCCGUUGGCGCUUCGAUGCCGCGACAGCGGCGCCUCUCCAACGCACACGAGGUCAUGGGCGUACCGGCGUUUGUGCCGCGGGUGCGGACGGUCAUGGCGCUGGUUGCGGCCGCUCUCACGCUGGUUGCGCUCCUCAACGCCUACGCCGACGGCCACAUUCAGAUCUUUGCCGUUGUCCUCAUUCCGGCGUAUGUUGUGCUGUUCAUCUGGCUCUGCGCCUGUGGCUGCAGCGUCUGCGGACGGCGGCGUGUGGAGCACGUCGGCGGGCUGCACGACGUGGAGCGGUAGCGGGCCGACAUGACAGUAAAAGGGAGUGG
This is a messenger RNA of Thecamonas trahens ATCC 50062, 1115 nucleotides long. RefSeq lists its product as uncharacterized. Lineage: Eukaryota; Apusomonadida; Apusomonadidae. The transcript has 2 exons. The record is from RefSeq and is a predicted model, not a curated record. The coding region runs from base 1 to 1086 and encodes 361 amino acids.